UACAUUUUCGAGCCGGUCGCCGCCAACGCACUUCAGUCCAGCUUCAGUCUCCCGUCCACCGUCCACCGUCCACCGCCAUGUUCAGACCCCAGCUGGCUGCAUCGAGGGCCGCCUCCCGCCGCAUCGCCGGCCACCGUGCGGUAUCGUCGUCCUUUUCCACAUGCAGUCGCUCUCUGCUCAGGAACCCUACCCGGGUCGCACCUCCGACGUUCUCGCACCUAAAGUGCUCCAGCUGGGUCGGUCGCAGGGGAUACGCAGAUGGUCCCAGCGCAAAGUACUCACGCACAAAACCUCACUUGAACAUCGGUACCAUUGGACACGUCGAUCAUGGCAAGACCACCUUGACGGCAGCUAUCACCAAGGUUCUUGCUGAGCGCGGUGGUGCGAAGUUCACCGACUACGCCGAGAUCGACAAGGCGCCCGAAGAAAGGGCCCGUGGUAUCACCAUCAACUCAGCACACGUUGAGUACGAGAGUGACAGCCGGCACUAUGGACACAUCGACUGCCCUGGGCACGCUGAUUACAUCAAGAACAUGAUUACUGGCGCUGCCCAGAUGGAUGGCGCCAUCAUUGUCGUCUCAGCUACUGACGGUCAGAUGCCUCAGACCCGAGAGCACUUGCUUCUUGCUCGUCAAGUGGGCGUCAAGAAGCUGGUCGUCUUCAUCAACAAGGUUGAUCAAAUCCAGGACAAGGAGAUGCUCGAGCUCGUGGACAUGGAGAUGCGGGACCUUCUGUCGACCUACAACUUCGAUGGAGAAAACACUCCUAUCAUCAUGGGCUCUGCCCUUGCGGCGUUGCAGGGACAAACACCUGAGAUUGGUGCGGAGAAGAUCGUUGAGCUGGUCAAGGCUUGUGACGAAUGGCUUGAGAUCCCUCCUCGUGACCUCGAGAAGCCGUUCCUCAUGCCCGUCGAAGAGGUCUUCUCGAUUUCUGGGCGUGGUACUGUUGCGGCCGGUCGGGCAGAGCGGGGCAUUUGCAACAAAGGUGAUGAAGUGGAAAUUGUCGGUUUCGGUGACAGGAUCAAGACUACGUUGACCGGCAUUGAGAUGUUCAAGAAGGAGCUUGACCGGGGCGAAGCUGGUGAUAACAUGGGCGUCCUGCUCCGUGGCAUCAAGCGUGAGCAGGUCACUCGUGGGCAUGUCAUCGCAGCCCCCGGCAGCAUCCAGUCGGUAAAGAAGUUCCAGGCUCAGAUCUACGUCUUGACCAAGGAUGAAGGUGGUCGCUAUACGCCCUUCAUGGAGUCAUACCGGCCACAACUUUUCCUUCGUACUGCUGACGUUACGUGCUCGCUGAGGUGGCCAGAGGGCACCACUGAUGCACAGGAGAAAAUGGUUAUGCCUGGCGACAACGUCGAGAUGGUAUGCAAUCUCAUCUAUGAUAUUGCGGCGGACAUUGGUACUCGCUUCACGCUUCGUGAGGGUGGCAAGACAGGUACGUUUGAUUUCGCAACGGGUAGGAUGAACGUACUAAUAUUUUUCACAGUCGGCACUGGCAUCGUCACUAAGAUCAUCGCGUAGUGGGCUGGGAGGAAUAUAUUUACGUACUGCUACAUGUUUUAUAAUGCUCAUCUCUGCCAUCCCCACUCGUAAAAGUAGAUCUUGGUUGACCACACCUCGCUUUCGUCGUAUUGCAUGCAUACAUUUCCCAGCUAGUUUCUUGUCUGUUCUCCACCUCGCUAUAGGUGGCGACACGGUUCGAUAAUACAAACCGUGGAAACUCA
Fomitopsis serialis is the source of this 1720-nucleotide messenger RNA. Its product is annotated as elongation factor Tu GTP binding domain-containing protein. The coding region runs from base 78 to 1517 and encodes 479 amino acids. Gene Ontology annotation, cellular component: mitochondrion. The record is from RefSeq and is a predicted model, not a curated record. Gene Ontology annotation, biological process: mitochondrial translational elongation. Gene Ontology annotation, molecular function: GTPase activity; GTP binding; translation elongation factor activity. The transcript is spliced from 14 exons. NCBI's taxonomy places the organism in Eukaryota, Fungi, Basidiomycota, Agaricomycetes, Polyporales, Fomitopsidaceae.